AUGACCAAAAAAGUUACAAUUGAUAUAGAUAAAACACUAAAAUCAGGGACUCUAAAUGAUGGUGGUAAACGCUACUACAAUGAUGAAGAACAUAACGAAAGGGUGGAUGUUAUCCUAACUGAAUCUCUUCAAAAUCUUCCUGAAUAUGUAACACUCACUCACAAACCAACUAAUGGUGACACUAUUGGCAAUAUUAAAUAUAGCAAUUACAAAGCCAGAUCAUCUGGUAGUGGAACUCAUACAACGUUAAUAGUAUACUACUGGAGCGGAGAUACUGAGUACAAAAAUCCCUUGGUUGUUAAACUGAGCGGGGAAAAGGAGAAAUACUACACUACUGAUACUUCUACUAGUGGUAAAGAAAGGAACCCCCGGAUUUGUAGCCUCUUCACUAACUUCAGUCAAUGCGGUUCUGAUACAAAAAUAAAUGAUAUUGCCCUCAAAGAUACACUUGAUAAGCAGAACUGUAAGAGGAACGAAGCCCAUAUUCUAAAUCUUUCACAGAAUGGUAGCACUACUUACCCAUGUCCAAGUGGUUGCCAAAAACAAAUUAGUGUAUCAACUCACGGCUACUCAGAUUUCACUUACUCUACACAUUAUAUUCCUGGUUAUGGUAAUUUAUCAGUCUCUGGCUUUAAAGAGGGUAGCAUUUGGCAAGUUGGACUACCAUCUAUUAGGAGUAUUUCGUCUAUAACUGUGUAUUUUAUCUCAAACACUAAUACCCCUAUUGUAAUUAAUUAUAACAAAGGUGGAGAGAAAUAUUUCAGGAGAAACAAAAGUACUGGAAAUACUUGGACUGCAGUUUCCCAGGAUAAAGCAUUAAAACUUCUAAAUGAUCAAGAGUAUUACCCCAAAGUUACUAUCAAGUUGUCUAUGCCUGCUAAUGCACCAUAUCCGGAUGAAGGUACUAAAAUAAAUAUAACUGUAAGGAGCAGUUUUAUUGAGGGUGGCUACUAUAUAUCCCGGCAUUCUCUAUGUGGUGGACUAUUUAAGGUCACUCAAGUUAAGCAUGGUCAAGGAACUACCCUGGAGGGUAUAUCCUCUAAUUAUCCCAUUGAGAGUGUAACUGCAUAUUAUAAUGGAGAUGAUUAUAUUACAAAAGAUCCUAUCUUGGUUGAGCUUGCUGUUAAAAAUACUUCUAAAACCGGAUAUAUAUACUAUGGAAAAUCUACCGCUCAGGAUAAUUCAUGGCGUGCAUUUCUUAACUCAGGCACUCGACACAAUGAAGCUUACCUUAGGAAGAAGCUUAAAUCUAUGAGAGAGACAAAGCUUUUACCCAGUAAAACUACAGAUAUUAUUGAGACAACUCUAAUAGUGACUGAUGUAUUAGCAGGAGGAGGUACUAUGGGAUAUGGAGGAUGGAAAUUGUUUGGUGUCCUAGCAACUCGUCUGUAG
Molecule: messenger RNA, 1392 nt
Organism: Theileria equi strain WA
Lineage: Eukaryota; Apicomplexa; Aconoidasida; Piroplasmida; Theileriidae
Exons: 1
Coding region: 1-1392 (463 amino acids)
Source: RefSeq, a predicted model, not a curated record